AUGCAGUAUAUGGACGACGAACCUGCAACAGCAGCUGAGGAGAUUCGUUUUGGAGAGAAUCAUUUGUUAGUCUCAACCGAUGAUUUGACGGCAUGGGAGGACAAAUACGGAGAGAUCCCCAGACAAGCUGUGGUUGUGAUGAACUCUGGUUGGUCUCACAAAUAUCCAGAUCCAACACUUGUCUUUGGAACACCUCUACCCAACGAUACCUCAUCGUUUCAUUUCCCUAGCUGGCACGAGGAAGCCGUCACAUGGUUGAUAACCAAACGACAGGUCAACGCCCUUGGUGUUGACACUCCUUCUACUGAUUAUGGACAAACCAAGACAUUUCCCUGUCACAAGAUCAUGGGGAAAAAUAACGUAGUAGGUGUAGAAAACGUAGCGAACCUUGACAGCAUUCCGGAAAGUGGCAGCAUCGUCUAUAUACCCGUUAUUAAAUUAUUUGAUGGUAGCGGUGGACCUACUCGACUUUUCGGAACAUACGACGACGAACCGAACAAAACAAAUUCUGCCAUGAAUGUCAUGAGUACCGCAAUCUACGUCUACCUCUUGCAAAUAAUAACAAUCUUCGUUUACCAAUAUUGAAUAUAACUCUAUGUUCCAUUAAUCCCUGUAUGCUUAAUACUAAUUCACAUAUCUAAAUGUUUUUAACAGAACAGAGCACGGUUUUCGAUAGCAUGUACAUUAUUCAUGCAUAUUUCGAAUUCUUCAACAAGCAUUUCGAGCCUCAGUUAAAUUCAAAUGCCUUUUUGUUUUUUGUUCAAUUGUAUGCCUUAUAAGCAAUUUGAUUGCGUAAAAUACUAAAUGCGAAAAGAAUUCCAAGAUUCUUUUUAAAUAGAUUGCUACUAAUAUUGAGGAGGAUUAUAUAUGUGAUAAUCGUUUUAGACAAGAGGAUCAAUAUACAAUACUGCAGUCCUCGAGCUAAAAAUGAUCUGAGUAGUUGAUGUCUGCUGCUUGACAUUACAAAUCUGUUUCUGAAGUUCCAUAAUCAUUGUAGACAUUUUAGACAAGUGUAUGAAGUGUUCCUCGAAGAUAGUGCAAGAUAAUUGUCUAUGACAUGGAAGUAAUUUCUACAAAUGAUGAUUGAUUGAAUAUUGUUCAUAGGAAUCGUUCACUCAUAUGGAGACGUCACCAUGAAGGGAUCUUUAUCGUGCCACAUCUGGUGUGACACGGGGCUUCGGUUUUGCGGUCUCAUCUGAAGGACCGCCCCAUUUAGUCGCCUCUUACGACAAGCAAGUGGCACUGAAGACCCAUUCUAACCCGGAUCCCCACGGGGUUGAUACAAAUGAAGUUGGACUAUUUAGAUAAACGGUGUAUCAAGGCCAUUAACUGUUUUAACUCGCAUUAGAUCGUAUAAAGUGAGUGGAACUCACUUCCGUUCCUCGCAACUUCAUCGCGACAUAUCUAUCCGAGAUAAAUAUGUUGAUAUCAUUUUAUCAGCGAAAUUACCUAACCUUGAAUUAGAACACACUUUAAAAAAAAUGUUCUGAGUCCCUCUCGUUUUCAGCUAACGGGCUAUUUUAAAAAGCAGUAGAUUGAUUUAUCACUCGACAUUAGUCUUUAGUGCUGAUUCUAGACCUAUAACUAUUUAUCCUUUUAAUUAUGUGUGGGGGGUUUUCCUUAAUGAUACGUAUUUAUGCAUAAUUAUGUAUCCAGGUAUUUAUAUUGUUAAUUUUCGUUCCUCUUGUUUACUAUUUAAAAAAACCAAUAUUUGAUGUACUUUACUGAUAUGCUAGUAUGAUUAUUUUAGUCAUGUUAUAUUAAAUUCCAUAUACAAAAAGCUUUACU
Messenger RNA from Ostrea edulis (European flat oyster), 1788 nucleotides. RefSeq names its product isatin hydrolase-like. Gene Ontology annotation, molecular function: arylformamidase activity. The transcript is spliced from 2 exons. Lineage: Eukaryota; Metazoa; Mollusca; Bivalvia; Ostreida; Ostreidae. The record is from RefSeq and is a predicted model, not a curated record. Bases 1 to 585 code for a protein of 194 amino acids.